This is a messenger RNA of Raphanus sativus (radish), 2987 nucleotides long. RefSeq lists its product as uncharacterized. The transcript has 2 exons. Bases 430 to 2973 code for a protein of 847 amino acids. Lineage: Eukaryota; Viridiplantae; Streptophyta; Magnoliopsida; Brassicales; Brassicaceae. The record is from RefSeq and is a predicted model, not a curated record.
GUGUCUUCUCUUGAGUAAAGCUAAGAAAUUCAUUUUACAAAAAAGAAGGAAAGCUUUUCUCUCCUCAGACCUUAUCUCUUCUUCCUACUCCUUUGUUCAAACCCUAAAGUUUCGAUCUUUUAGCUUUUUGUCUGAAGCCAAGACCCUUAAAGCUUUGAUCUUUCUGAUUUUGUAUGAAGUUAAGACCCUUAAAGCUUUGAUCUUUCUGCUUCUGUCUGAAGUCAAGACCCUUAAAGCUUUGAUCUUUCUGCUUUUGUCUGAAACCAAGAGACCCUUAAAGCUUUGAUCUUUUUGCUUUUGUCUGAAGCCAAGAGACCCUUAAAGCUUUGAUCUUUCUACUUUUGUCUGAAGUUAAGACCCUUAAAGCUUUGAUCUUUUUGGCUUUUAUCAUAAGUUAAGACUCUUGAGAACGAAGUUUGUACAUCAACCAUGGAACCCGAGUCGUCAUCACCACCAAGAGUUCCGCCGGAGCCGGAUCCAGCGACGUUACUAGGUCUUGAACAUCGGGUUCCGAUGAUCGAUCAAGGUUCGAUAGAGCGGUUCAUCACUCAGGCUAGAGAGCAGGCUUUAGGGGUUAAGGAUAUCAAGCGUCGGUGGAAAGAGUACGCGGAGGCGUUUGCAAGGAUGGAGAAAACUGUAAGGGAACGUGGUAGAGAGGCUAAGAUGAAAGAAGAGGAGUCUGAGAUUAAGCGGUCUCUGGAAGGGGAUGUGAUUAGAUUGGUUCUUGAGAUGCAGAUGGAAGAAGUGGUUGCUGAGGUUAAGGAAUCGAUGGCAAAUAAAGGCGAAGAGAUGAAGAGAGAGGUUCAAGCGAAGAAAGAGGAGCUUGAAGCAAAGGAGAAGGAGCUUGGCUUGACCAUCACGGAGAAGUUUAAUGAGAUAAAGAAGAAGGAAGAGGAGUUUGAGCUGAAACGAGAUGAAGAAGCAAGAGAUAUUGAAGUGCAGCGGCAGACUCUAGAGGUCAAAGAGAAGAGUUGUGAAGAGCUGAUGAGAGAGCUUGAACUGAAAAAAGAUGAACUUGAAGAGAGCCACAAGGAGCUUAGCUUGACUAUGUCAGAGAAGUCUAAUGAGAUAAAGAAGAAAGAAGAAGAGUUUCAAGUGAAAAGAGAUGCUGAAGCUAGCGAAAUUAAAGAGAAGCGCAAGUCUCUAGAGGUGAAGGAGAAGAACUUUGAAGAGCUGAUGAGAGAGCUUGAAGUGAGAAAGCAAGAGCUUGAAGAGAGGGAGAAGGAGCUGAGGUUGAAUGAUGAAAGCAUCAAAGAGAAAGCUAGUGAGGUGGAGAAGAGGAAACAGGAAGCUGAAGCCAAGGAGAUGGAAGUGAAGAUGAACUCUCUAAAGGUCAAGGAGAAGAGCUUUGAAGAGAUGAUGAGAGAGUUUGACUUUGAAGUGAGAAAGCAAGAGCUUGAAGCGAGGCAUAAAGAGCUGAGAUUGUUUGGUGACACCAUCACUGAGAAGUCUAAUGAGAUAAAGAAGAAGGAAGAGGAGUUUGAGCUGAAACGAGAUGCAGAGGCAAGAGACAUUGAUGUGAAGCGCCAGUCUCUAGAGGUCAAAGAGAAGAGGUCUAAAGAGCUGAUGAGAGAGCUUCAAGUGAGAAAACAGGAACUUGAAGAGAGGCACAAGGAGCUUAGCUUGACUAUCACAGAGAAGUCUAAUGAGCUAAAGAAGAAAGAAGAAGAGUUUCAAGUGAAAAGAGAUGCUGAAGCUAGCGAAAUUGAAGAGAAGCGCAAGUCUCUAGAGGUGAAGGAGAAGAACUUGGAAGCGCAAAUGAGAGAGCUUGAAGCAAGACAGAAAGAGAUGAGCUUGGGUGAUGAAACCAUCAAAGGGAAAGCUAAUGAGAUGGAAAAGAGGAACGAGAAACAAGAAGCUGAAGCCAAGGAGAUCGAAGUAAAGAUGAACUCUCUAGAGGUGAAGGAGAAGAACUUUGAAGAGAAAAUAAGAGAGCUUGAAGAAAGGCAGAAAGAGCAUGAUGAAAUCAUCAAAGGGAAAGUUACUGAGCUGGAGAAGAAGACACUGAAACAAGAAGCUGAAGCCAAGGAGAUUGAAGUGAAGAUAAACUCUCUAGAGGUCAAGGAGAAGCAACUUGAAGAAAGAGAGAAACUGCUUGAACUGAAGGAGAAAGAAUUGGCUAACCGAUCAAACCAAUCAAAGAGUAGAAAGAGAUGCAGGGAUGAAUUUGAGCCUUCAUUUCUGGCUGAUCCUGCAUCUGCAUCUGCAUCUACAAGUCGAGCAAAGCGAAGAGAAACUCACAAAGUUGCCUGCAUUGAUGAUGGAACUGAUGAGGAUCCCGAAACAUACUGUUGUCCUGAUGCAGACUUCAACAAUUUCAACACCACCAUGAGCUCUUUCGCUGUGGGGCAGAUAUGGGCUCUCUAUGAUCCUUUGGAUCACAUGCCUCGUUACUAUGCUCGUAUCCGGAAAAUCAUGGAACCUAAGCUGAGAGUUGGAGUGAGAUGGCUCGAGCCAAAGCAAACCGCAGCAUGGAACAAGAAACCAGCUCCCAUCGCUUGUGGUGAAUUCAAAUACGGAAAGAAAACCACAAGCAAACACCUGAUGUUCUCACACGAGAUGCAUCACGUCAGGAAGAAGAAGAAGAGCAUCACCAUAAACCCGAGGAAAGGGGAGACAUGGGCUCUAUUCAGUGGCUGGAGCCGUGACAACAGGAAGCAGCAAAAGCCUCCCUACAAAUACGACUUCGUCCGAGUCGUGUCCGAUGAUUUGGACAGCGAUGAUGGCAUUGGAGUUGCUUACCUAGCGAGAGUGGAAGGGUACACAUCGGUGUACAAGCUCGGUGAGCAACAUGGAGUCUUGCAGAUGAUCAUAAGCUCUGAUGAGAUGCUUAGGUUUUCUCAUAGGGUCCCUUCUUUUGAGUUGACUGGAGAUGAGAGGAAAGGUGUCCCUGCUGGCUCUUUCGAGCUUGACCCUGCUGCUAUCCCUAAAGAUUGUCUUAAAGUGUUGAAGGUUAAACAAGAGGGAGUUUAACUUCCACUGCAAGU